AUGAGGAUCUGCUUGUCUAGUGACGGGUUUGCUCUGGCAGAUGCGUCUGAGGUAUAUUACUGGACAGACUUGUCUAGUGACGAGUUUGCUCUGGUAGACGCGUCUGAGGUAUAUUACCUGACAGGCUUGUCUAGUGACGGGUUUGCUCCGGCAGACGUGUCUGAGGUAUAUUACCAGACAGGCUUGUCUAGUGACGAGUUUGCUCUGGCAGACGCGUCUGAGCAAUUUUUGGGUGAGACGGAUGAGCUGUGGGUGAUUUUGUGUAACCGGGAUUUCCGGGGCGCCAAACCAGACGAGAUGGAAUCCUGGCGAGAACUGUAUCUGAGACGCUACGAUGAAAGAGAGGCGAAGCUUCAGAAAUUAAAGGCUAACAUUGCAGCUUCAGAAGAGGCGAGGAAGGCCCCAGUGCGUCUCACCAAGCUCGCAUAUGUGGACACUGUUGCCAAACCGCCGCGAGAUGUGAGACGAAAACAGAUGAAGUAUGGGACGGCUACAGUGGACAUGAGCCCCUCAGGGUCCAAACCUAACCCAGCUGGCUACCAGAGAUCGAGUCUCAAGAGUCGCCUCGCCAUGGACACAGCUCCUGUAGCUCCACGCAGAGUGAUGAAGGCACCAGCCCCAAUGAUGCAGGAAAACAAUGAAAAUGAUCAAAAAGCUACAAAGGCGUUAGAAUUCACCUGUCAUCAGCAAGGUAGAUUCAUUUGUCUGUCUGUCGGCCAGGAGCAAAAGGCCAUUUUAGCAAUAUAACAUUUCAGAGAUAUUUUCAUAAUAAAUGUGAAAAAGUCAAGGAAAGUGCUGUCAUAGCCAUGAGUAGUUCUCAUUGUGACGGCGGGUAUUGAGUGGAAGGAAAGCUUCCGCGUUGCAAGAAAAAGACUCAUUGAAGUAAAAGUGUACUCCAGUUUGAUACACAGCUUAACGAUGUAAUACGCCUUUUUUAAAGUUUGUUUUAAUUAUUUUUUUCCGUAUCAGUAAAUCUGUGUGAUUUCUCUGUGAUUACAAUCUUAAGUGUGGGAAUAUACCUGUUAUGGAAAAAAAAAUUUAUGUUCAUUUUUAUGUGAAUAUAAAAACGCAGAAGUGAAAACAUGCGCUGCUGUAUAACAGAAUUCAUUUCGCUUAACGUUAAAUGUAAACUUAAUUUUGAGAUCAAAAGUUUAUAAAGCUAAUACACAAGAUCUUUCUCUUUGUUUUAAGUUAUGAACAGACGAAAGCGUUUGAAUAUUCAUUUGUGAGGUGACAAGAUUUACAGAUGAACAAAGAAAUAUUUAAAUAGUACGACUUUUAGUUUCUGUUGUAUGAGAGCAUAUGAUUCGUGUGUUUUGGAAUGUGAUUUAUUCUGUGGUUCGUAUUUGUAUAUAUAUUUGUACUUCUGUUG
Messenger RNA from Liolophura sinensis, 1372 nucleotides. Its product is annotated as elongin-A-like. The transcript has 6 exons. Gene Ontology annotation, biological process: transcription elongation by RNA polymerase II. Gene Ontology annotation, cellular component: nucleus; elongin complex. Bases 1 to 747 code for a protein of 248 amino acids. The record is from RefSeq and is a predicted model, not a curated record. NCBI's taxonomy places the organism in Eukaryota, Metazoa, Mollusca, Polyplacophora, Chitonida, Chitonidae.